This is a messenger RNA of Ostertagia ostertagi, 1227 nucleotides long. The record is from the annotation of a GenBank genome assembly. NCBI's taxonomy places the organism in Eukaryota, Metazoa, Nematoda, Chromadorea, Rhabditida, Trichostrongylidae.
AUGCUAGUUCCUGUCUGUUGCGACCGUUUGCCGGUGCGACUCGAAGUAGCCGUCAUAUCAGCCAAGGGCCUUCCUGUAAUGAAUAAGUCGAUCAAUUCAACGGACGCAUUUGUGGAAGUGCGAUUCGCUGACGAAGUACAAAAGACUGAGGUCGUGACCAGCCUCAGUCCACAUUGGGACAGCGAUCUUUUCCCUUUCGAUACAGAUGAGAAGCAGCUGUCAGAAUGUUGGGUACAGUUCAGAGUUAUGGACCACGACACCUAUUCAGCAAACGAUGCUAUUGGACGUGUGAACUUGGACUGCAACAUUCUCGUAGAAAAGAUGAGAAUGCAGGAAACGGAAAGGCUUGAUGAAGUUCACGUCCUACCCAUCUAUGACACACUCAAUGGCGGGUUCGAACAAUAUAUUCUUUUUGUGGUAAAUGCGAAACUGUUGUCUCUAUUUUACGUCACUUCCUGGAAGAAAUGGAAUCGUGGUGAACUUGCUUUUCGCAUCAAACUGCAGUUGCUAGUGGGAACUGAUUUCAAAAAUUACGUGCAGAUUUUAUCAGGAUACCAGGUGCCUUUUGAUCAUCGAGUAGUCGGAAUUGUUGGGUUGGUGCACGUCCUGAAAUCUGAAAAGGAUCCCGAUUACGAAUGGCUGGACAGAAUUCGGACGCCGAGGGCAACAAAUGAGGCUCGUCAAUCAGCUAUUCGUGAUGCUCUGCGAAGUGCGGCAGUUGCUCUAGCUCACAAGGUCAAUAAACUUCAGUGUAAUCUCAUAUGCGGGUAUCAAGAAUAUCUUGAUGUUGAAGGAUCUUCCACAGAUCUGUUCACAGUACGCGUAUUGGGCACAGCGUUGCGGAUCGAGAAGGGAAAUUCGGGUAUGUGGAACGAGCGUGUGGCUUUCCCCUUGUUAAGCUUGAGCAAGAUACCUGAGAAUAGACAAUGCGGUAUUGGUGCAGUAGUUGUUGUCAGAGCCGUUCGUCUUCUAGAAGGUGAUGAUGAAGAUCCUGAGGAUACGAGAAAGAGUUGGUGGAAUGAGUUGCGAGCUGAGUGCCAGCAGCAGGCCCUUGCUGUCGGCUGUAAUCUAGUGAUUGGUUACUCGGAGCAGUUCAUCGUGAAUGACAGAAUCGCCUUACUUGGCUGUAGCGGAACUGCUGUACUAAUGGGGCGAGAAGACGAAUCCCCGCUAAUGAGAGGCGUUUUUGGCAUCGAAACCGACCUUAAUGAGAAGAAGUCAAAAGUA